CGUUGGAUCCAACCUGAUGAACCUUCCAAGUGGUAAUAAUGGCAAAUAUUUACAGCCAUUAUUCAUCUGUUGACAGACCAGCUUAAGAGGAGACCUAACAUCAACUCGAUAAUUCCUAGAAAAGACUUUUCGGGGAAAAGGUCUGCCCAUUCAGGGAUUAUGACGUCCUAAGGUUUCCUUGACUACUGGGGAAAAAUAAUUCCUGAUUGGUUGAUUUAGUAGGAUGAAAUUUGGCCAUGACGCGGAAAUAGCAUCCUCAGACUGCCUCAAAAAUUUCGAUAAUAUAAAAUCAUCGAGUGUGUCUUAUGUAGUCUUUCAGAUUUCUCUGACGCAAUUGCUGGCAAGAGAGAAGAUCAACUCAACUGACUGAAGAUGGCAGAGGAGUUUGAUUUGAUUCCUCCAAAAGAAGUAAGCGAUACGUUCAAGGUAGUGUUCGAUCUCUACAGUCCCAGAGCUCAUUUCAUCAUUUUGCCCCGCAAUAAGCACACAGGAACAUACACGAAGUUGGACCAAAAGGUCAGGCUGAAGAUAGUCGAAUCAGCUUGGUCGAUAGUCUCUGGACAUAAACUUCAAAAGUCGGCUGUUUUGUCCCUCCACUUUGGGUCCUGGUCUACAUCAAAGAACAAGUUCCAUGCACAUAUUUGUGUAGACGUAGACGAUUAUCUCGCUAUUUAUGAGAGGUACGAGCAAAAAAUUCUCGGCUUUCCCUUGAGUAGGUACAUCUCAAAGGAAUGGAAAGCAAGCAAAAAUCCAGAAGAUUAUGCGAUCAACGUUCGCAGAUAUCCCUUCAAAACAUAUUUCAAGGAAGAGGUCAAAGCCAUUCGAGAUUAUCGUAGAAGUCCAACUGGUGAGUCCGAUAGCUCAUGUCCUCAUUUGCCGUUCGCCUUCCUCUUCCACCCGUCGGAACCAAGAGUCGGAUUUGCAGUCGAGAAGUCGGAGGAACCAAGAAGUUGUGAGUCUAAGUUUGAAGCCCUAGAAACGAUGUUCAACUAUGCAAAAGACCAAAACCUUACCAAAAUUAAUGCGAAAGGUGGCGACGAGGGAUGCCACUUGUGUUUGGUCCUUGAUAAAAAGUCGCAUGGCUUCCUUUUUGACGAGGAGUCUCAGAUUCUCGUUGGCUUCAUUCAAGUAUCUGGACUGAAGUUCUACAGAGAUUUGUGUCCUGAUGACAAGAAGGAUGAGUGGUUCGCCAAAUUUAGUGCGAAGGGCGAUUAUAGAGUAUCUACCUGAAUAUCUCCUCGCGACCUGUUUACUUUCAUCUUUCGUUUCUUUUUGCGAAGACAGCUUAGGUUGUUCUUCACGGUCGUUCGAGGUAUAAUGAAUUUCGUUGAAUAUAUUCACAGAUAAAUCCUAUAGUUUUUUCAAUAAAUCUGCAUUUAGUUGACUUAGUUCAGUAUUCGCAAAAGCUUUUAAAUUUAAAUGUAUGUCUUUUUGGUUUCUAUAUUUCUAAGUCAAUUUCUUUUUUAAUUUUUAGCUCUAAUAUCUGGGUAUAGUUGAAAUUUCUAGCAUUGUAGAGUGCAAUUGAAAAUUUUACAUUGAUAAUUGCGCAAUGAAUUGAAGUCAAUGAAUUUUCAUUAUUAGUGCCAUUUAAACAACAUUUUCCUGGUUUCUUGUACUCGAAAGAUUCAAAAUUACAAUAUUAACCAGAAACCGAGAAAAUUAUUCCCAAUUCAUACUAAAGUUUAAACAAGUUUUAAAGCU
Messenger RNA from Pocillopora damicornis (cauliflower coral), 1701 nucleotides. RefSeq lists its product as uncharacterized. The record is from RefSeq and is a predicted model, not a curated record. Lineage: Eukaryota; Metazoa; Cnidaria; Anthozoa; Scleractinia; Pocilloporidae.